GCAGACACGAAUCACGGUGUAUGUGGGUUUCCCCGCAAUGGCAAGCCGUGGUCAGGACGAAACUAAAGUGUUAUUAAAGCCAGGCUCUUCAAAUCAUCUGUCUUCAAGGCGGAUCCUUCAUAAUAAUGCGCGACAUGCCUUUCUUUCGCUUCACCCUUGCUCGCAUCGUGGUGAGCCAGUUGCUCUCCGUGGGCAGCCCUGGAGGGCUUCUCCCCGGGGUAUGGGGUACGGGUCUGUCAUACGAAGAUGGCGUUGGCCCCCAAGCUCAAGUCAUUGACCAACGGAACUCCAAUGCGCUCUACAAUGUCCCUCCCCCGUCACUGGCGGGCGGCUUUUCGCAAUUCUCCCCCCCAGGAACGACCAAGGAAUCACUUAUCGCUCAGCCCUUUCACAUCUACGACGAAGAGUUCCUGGCCAUCAUCGGCCCCAACCCAACGUUGACGCUCCUCAACCACACCGAAUCAGACCCGAUAUUCCACGAAGCGCCUGUCUGGUAUCCCGCGAAGGAUGAAAUGUUCUUCGUCCAAAACGCUGGCGCGAGGGCUGCCGGGACCGGCCUCGCCAAGUCGGCCAUCAUUCAAAAGAUCCCUCUGUCCGCCAUCUCCCCCGAGAUAGUGAGCCAACGGAACGCAAGCGGUUCUGUGAAAGUGGAAGUCGUAGAUUCCAACCCCCAGGUUAUUAACCCGAAUGGGGCGACAAACUACGGAGACCAACUUCUCUUCCUCGGCGAGGGUCAAGGAGAGAAUAUUGCUCCAGCCAUGUAUCUCAUGAACCCGGAGCCUCCGUAUAACACGACAGUCAUCCUGGACAACUUCUUUGGCCGCCAGUUCAACUCGCUCAACGACGCCUCGAUCAACCCCCAUAACGGCGAGAUUUACUUCACGGACCCCACGUAUGGAUACACACAGUCGUUCCGUCCCCCGCCGGGGCUCCCGAAGCAGGUCUGGCGGUUCAGCCAAGCCACGGGAGUAGUGAGGGUUGCGGCUGAUGGGUUCAAUAUGCCCAAUGGUAUCGCCUUCUCACCAAGCGGAUCCCACCUGUAUGUUGCCGACACGGGAAUGACCCAAGCCUUUUUUGGUGACGAUUUCAGCUUCGCUUCAAGCAUUUACCGUUUCGACGUCCUUGAAGACGGCACGCUGGAAAACCGCAAGACCUUCGCAUUUGUGACGCCGGGGGUGCCGGACGGCAUCCAUGUUGACACCAAGGGAAAUGUCUACGCUGCAUGUGGGGACGGUGUACAAGUGUUCAAUCCGUCUGGGAAGCUGAUCGGCAAGAUUUACCUGGGAAGAAUAUCGGCCAACUUUCAGUUUGCUGGGAAAGGGCGCAUGGUGAUUCUGGCCGAAACGGAGUUGUACUAUGCCACCUUGGCGGCCGAGGGCGCCUUUCCGGGGAAGCUAUAUUGAAGAGGGUGUGAUGAAGUUUGAUAACCGUUUUCAAGGCUAGCGUGUAAUUUUAGGUACUUCGUAGGGAGUUUCGAAACGCAGACACAAUUUCGAUCGAG
This is a messenger RNA of Chaetomium fimeti, 1501 nucleotides long. RefSeq lists its product as uncharacterized. Bases 126 to 1403 code for a protein of 425 amino acids. The transcript has 7 exons. Lineage: Eukaryota; Fungi; Ascomycota; Sordariomycetes; Sordariales; Chaetomiaceae. The record is from RefSeq and is a predicted model, not a curated record.